GGAGAUAAAUAGGUUUUUUUCAUGGUGUAAACUAUAAGACGAAACUGACGGUUGAGAUUUACAUAGUUUUACUUCAGAAGAUAUUUGAAAACUCUAAGAAGUGCAAAAAUAACAUGAAAGAUGCUUCAGAAUUUCAAGGAUCCCAGAAAAAUGGCUAAAUCUUUAAAAGGAAUAUUUUCUGUUUAUAAAGAAAAGGGGAUGACUAGUAUGGACGUUCUGAGAUUUUUGAGGCUACAAAUAGAAGACGAUCUGGGGUUAAACACCGAUAUGUAUGGUGUUAGAUUUGGACAUGGAGGGAUAUUAGACCACUCAGCCUGUGGUGUUCUUGCUGUUGCUCUUGGAUCAAAGUGCAAGAAACUAAGAUGGUUUUAUCAUGGAGACAAGAAGUACAGUGCUGUUGGUUGUCUGGGAAUAUCAACUGACACAUACGAUACAAGUGGGAAAAUCAUUGGGGAAAAACCUUUUGAUAAUGUUACAAAAGAAAUGAUUGGGGAUGCAAUAAAACAGUUUGAAGGGAAAAUACUGCAGAAACCACCUCCAUACUGUGCCCUGAAACUUGACAGAAUUAGAUUCUCUGACCUGAUUGGAAAUGGAAUUGAUGUUUCUCCCGAACCUAGAUACGUUCAUUGUCACAGCAUAUCUUGCAGGGAAUUUAACCCCCCAUACUUCUCUCUUGAUAUCCAUUGUGGUGGAGGGUUCUACGUCCGGAGUUUGGUUCACGAUCUAGGACUUGCAUUGGGCAGCUGUGCUCACGUGGCGGAGCUAGAGAGGACACAGCAUGGGCCGUUUACAGUGAAAGAUGCCCUCCGUCAGUACCAAUGGUCGUACACAGAAGUGAUGGAAGCUGUGACCAAAGCAAAUGAGAUGUGUGAAAAAUAUUUCAUUACAACAAAAAAUCAGAUGACAGAUAAUGAAUCUUGAAUGUACUUAGGACUAAAAUUUUUUUUUGUUUGGUCAUGUAUGUGUGAAUAAAUGUUAAUAAUAAAAUUGUAUUAACUUUAAUAUAUAA
This is a messenger RNA of Limulus polyphemus (Atlantic horseshoe crab), 1009 nucleotides long. Its product is annotated as probable tRNA pseudouridine synthase 1. Gene Ontology annotation, molecular function: pseudouridine synthase activity; RNA binding. The coding region runs from base 121 to 921 and encodes 266 amino acids. NCBI's taxonomy places the organism in Eukaryota, Metazoa, Arthropoda, Merostomata, Xiphosura, Limulidae. Gene Ontology annotation, biological process: tRNA modification; mRNA pseudouridine synthesis. Gene Ontology annotation, cellular component: mitochondrion. The transcript has 7 exons. The record is from RefSeq and is a predicted model, not a curated record.